AUUUACAGCGAGGCAGAAGUUGGAGAUCACUGACUUUAUACCAGCUGAAUGAUGAGUGCUGCUCAGAGUCAAACAACGCUGGAGUCCAAACUGGAGGCCCUGCAGUGCCACUUCACCUGGGAUCUGGAGACCAGCAAGUCCAUGCUGUUACGUCGCAAGGACAACCUGGAGGACAUCGGCACCGAGGAGGGGAACAGCUGGCUGGGUCACAUUUACAACCUGCGGGGGUUCAUUCAGUACAAGCUGGGGUUCACCGAAGACGCCCAGAGUUUCUUCAACAAGGCUGCAGAGGCCUUCAGCAAGAUAAGAAACGCAGAUGAGGGUCCCUGGUUGGUGGUGAACUACGGGAACCUGGCGUGGCUGCACCACCACCUGGGAGACCAAGCAGAGAGUCAGGCUUACCUGUCAAAGGUCAACGCCCUGAUGAAUAAAUACCCAUCUCCAUCCCAGGAUGAGCUUGAUCCAGAGAUCUACGCUGAGAAAGGCUGGACCCUGAUGAAGUUCAGCAGAGAACAAAAGAAAGAGGCUGCAGAUUACUUCCAGAGAGCCAUCAGGAUGCAGCCGGACAUGGUGGAGUGGAACACCAGCUACGUCUUAGAGUUAAUGUAUGAUUUCAGGGAAAACAACGAGGGGCAGGAGGCUGACAUUUUGGAUAAAAUGAGAACUGCCAAGGAACAGGAUCCAGAGAACUUGUACCUCGCUGUUCUCUACCUCGAGCAAUGUACAAAGAAAGGAGAAAGAAUCGAAGAUGAAGCACGUGAGUUGGCAAGAAAGGUUUUGAGAAAUCCUGUCAGCAGCUACAGUGGUAUUAAACCAUUACUAAGGGUUUACUUAAACCAUGUAUCUAUUGAUGAAGCCAUUGAUUUGGCAGAGGAGGCUCUGGGAAAACAUCCAGAUAAGCGUCAUCUUAAGAAAUGUUGCGCAUUCUGCUACAAAUGGAAGAUCUUCAGGGAAAGCCCAGAGCAAAGCCUGAUAGACAGAGCAAUCAGUCUCCAUGAGGAGGUGAUUUCUCUUUACCCUGAUUCUUCACUUGUGAAGGAAAUAAACCUCGCAAAGAUAUACUCAAAUUUAAAUAACAGCCAGGAUAAAGUUGAGCAGAUAUACCAGGAAGUACUAGAAAGAGAUCUGGAACCUCUAGACAAACAGAUGAUUUACAGCACCUAUGCAAAACAUUUAUCAUGGAAUCGACAAGACAGUGGAGGGUCAGUACGAUAUCACAUGAAGGUGGCAAAGAUACCACAAGAAUCUAUAUAUCGGGAGACCAGCAUCAAAACCCUGAAGAAGAUUAGAGACAGAGGCAGGAGCCACAUGUGUAGAGAAAUAGAGGAGUUUCUGGAAAACCUGCCAGAGCCAUAGUGUUUUUCACAUUCGCCCAAAGCAAAGCGUGAUAGACAGAGCAAUCAGUCUCAAUAAAGAGGUGAUUGCUUUUUACCCUCCUUCUUUCCUUAUGAAGAAACUAGAACUCGCAAAUAUCUAUAUGCAAAAUUAAAUUACACCCAGGAAAAAGCAUAGAAGUAAUACCAGGAACUGAUCUGGAACCUGCAGACAAACAGAUGUUUUGUAAGGCUUCUAUGCAAAAUAUUUAAACUGUAAUCGUCAGGAGUACCAAAGGGUCAAUACUUGAAGCAGUAGUACCACAUCGAUCCUCCUCUCGUUGUAACAGCAUCACAACUCUGAAAAAGAUUAAAAGACAGAGACAAAACCCAAUGUGUAGAGAAAUAGAAGAGUUUCUGGCAAACCUGCAAGAGCCAUAGUGUUAUUAAAAGCACUGGUUCUAAAUCCAGAUUAAGUGUAGGUACACACAUGACAUUAUAUUGAUUACAGUCAUCAGGAAAACCUGUUUCCUUCUGUUGGUCUGCUGGUCCAGAAGCAGCAACACCUUAUUCAGAACAUGUACGAUCAACUAGUUGUUGGUUUUGGUCUUUUAAUGGUUAUCACAAAGAUAUGUAUCAUAUAAAGACAACUGUGUGCGCUUUAGUACAGUUAAUAGAAGACAAAGACUCUUAUGUGUGUGUUGUUAUGUGUGCACCAUAGUGUAGCACUUUUAAUUUCGUUGUAUGUACUUACAAUGAGAAUAAAGUCAAUUCUGAUUCUGUUUCAAAAUAAAAAUAACUUUAACAUUGACUCUGAAACCUGUCAGCAGUAGUACACUAGAUCUGUAUCAAACAAGCUGAAUCAUUUAAUAACACUGGUCCUUUAAAUAACAUCCACUGUGGACAUGUUCAGAUGUCAUUACAUAAUUAAUUCAUAUAUAUUUUGAUCAGAUGUUUUUCUUAACUUUAUCACGGUGUUUAUUAUAUUCCUGUUGUGUUAAUUGUUUUCAUGUUUAAGUUUAAAUAAGUACAUAAUACUGUGUGUAUGAAGUUUGCUUUGCUGUCAGAAAUAUAAACAGUUGUUAAUGUAAUAGUUAAUUUGAUGUAUAACCUGAAUAGAUCGCCAUUUGUAGCCUACACAAUACUAUUAAAUAUACAUUAUAUGAACUAAGAAA
This is a messenger RNA of Perca fluviatilis (European perch), 2488 nucleotides long. RefSeq names its product interferon-induced protein with tetratricopeptide repeats 3-like. Gene Ontology annotation, cellular component: cytosol. The coding region runs from base 49 to 1356 and encodes 435 amino acids. Gene Ontology annotation, biological process: defense response to virus. Gene Ontology annotation, molecular function: protein binding. The transcript is spliced from 2 exons. Lineage: Eukaryota; Metazoa; Chordata; Actinopteri; Perciformes; Percidae. The record is from RefSeq and is a predicted model, not a curated record.